Molecule: messenger RNA, 2659 nt
Organism: Polyodon spathula (Mississippi paddlefish)
Lineage: Eukaryota; Metazoa; Chordata; Actinopteri; Acipenseriformes; Polyodontidae
Gene: rflnb
Product: refilin B
Exons: 3
Coding region: 910-1635 (241 amino acids)
Biological process (GO): actin filament bundle organization; negative regulation of bone mineralization involved in bone maturation; skeletal system morphogenesis
Cellular component (GO): actin filament bundle
Molecular function (GO): filamin binding
Source: RefSeq, a predicted model, not a curated record
UGUGUUCACAUAAAGCCAUACUUGAACAAAUCAUGCGAGAGAAUCUUAAUGUAUAAGGUAAUUGCCCACGCCAUACAUACAGGGGAAAGAAAAGUCGACCGGGGGUGUUUGCUUAAUGGAACGUGUGUCUGUUUCUUAUCGGUGCCUCCCACUGACAAAGUAGAUACCCAAAACAUCAGCACAGUGCAACCUUCUCGACACAAUCUGAUGAGACUCAAGCCCUUUUGAAAAAUAUUUUUAAAACGUUGUUUAUUUUCCCCCAAACUGGGUCUCUGCCACUCCAAUCAGCGGCAGGAUGAAGUCUGAAGAGGCGUUUCCUUCCUCCUGCUACUAGUGCAAGACAAUAAGCGGCUUUCAGUCAGGGUUCAGUCUGAGUUUGGGUCCAUGGGGCAAGGGCACAGCGUACCCGCACAACGGGAGGACGCGUGUUUAAAAUACGCUUCGUCUUCUGCAACAGCACAGCCGCAUAACUCCAGGCUCACAGGCAUCUAUGAUUUGAACAAGCAACAUUGCGUGCAUUUAAAAUAUUAUUUUUAUUUGUAUUCUUCGCAUUUUUGUUUAAAAACUAAGACUGGACUUCAUGGUGCAGUAAAUCUUGCACUAUUUCAUUUCGUUUCCGUUUGAAUGACUGCUCUCUCUCUCUCUGUCUGUUCCCUGCUUUUUUGAGCACAUUGCUAAGCAACACAAGUUGUUUUUAGUGGAGACUCGAGCGGAAUAGCGAUUACACAGAAAGGGACAAACUGCAACGUGGUGCAUUUUUAUUUUUUAAAACAAAAUAGACUUAGGUUAAACUUCUUUAUAAUAAGCAAAGUAAAACACUUUGCAUUUUGAAAAACGUUAGAAAUAAGAUUUUUAUUUUAUUGUGAAAUUUCUUUUUUGUUGAAUUGCACACCAUCUGCAUAACGUUUUAUGCAACUAAAAAAUACAAGUUGCAUCAUUUACAAUAACAUAUAUUUUUUCAGAAGUUUGACUUUAAUAAAAACACUUUUUUUAAAAAAGUUAAGAAGGAGAAAAGGAUUAUUUAAUUUUUUUUUUCCUGAAGCAAUGGUUGGCAGACUCAACCUGCAGGGCAUCCCUCAUGACCCCUUGGAUAUGAAGCGGAAAGUGGAGAGAGUGCUCGACAGCCCGGACUCCGGGCUACCCCCCAGCCCGAGUCCUAGCGCCUGGCUUCUCUCCCCGGUCGACGGCGAGAAGGAGCUGCUGGACCCAGAGACCAGCGGGCGAGCAGUGGUUCCUCUGAUUCCCAGGCUGUACCCUCUGUCUUUCGGGGAGGGAGUUGAACUUGACCCACUGCCGCCUAAAGAAAUCAGGUACACCUCCUCAGUGCACUACGACUCUGAUCAUCACUUCAUCCACGAUGUGUUCUUCCUGCCGGUGGGUCUGGCCGUGGCAUCCUGCAGCCAAACUGUGCUGGUCCUGCCAAGCUGCACCUGGCGCAGGUACAAGACGCAGCUGGAGUUGCAGCCUCGGCUGCGGGCACAGCGCUACCAGAGCACCACCAUCGUGUACCCCAAACACGCCCGGGCUGUCUACACCACGACUCUGCAGUACGACUGCCGCCGGAUCUCCCGACGCUUCCUCUCCAGCGUGGAGCUUGAGGUCGUGGACCGCACCCUCAGGCCCGGCUACCACUGAGCCUGGCAGCCGGGGAAUUGUGAUCUGGGGGCUUUGCCGGCCGUGCCCAGGAAACUUUCCAACAGCAAUCCCUUGGAAAUGAGUUGCUGCAACUCGAGAAGUUUUCUGCUGCGAUUUAGAAUUAAGAACAAAAUAUCACAAGGGACACUUUAAAGGUGCACGUGCCUUAGUUUUAACUUCUUAACCUUUUCCACAUUUUUUUUCAGAAUUUAACUAUUAGUCUAACAUUUCCUCAAUCUGCAAACCGACAACUGUUGUCCCUGACGAUACAGUUAAUAGAGGUUUUAAAGGACCUGUGUGCAGUAUGGGAUACAGAUGAGCAAGGGGCUCACUGGAGGAAUCAGACUAUUCUAGCAGGGGUUUCAGACACCCUAUUGCUCAGAUUUCAGGGUGCCUUUUAUCUUGCUUCAAAAAUAAAUAGGCUGUGCUUUUGCAGCAAAAUGAACACCAAAUACUAUUGUGCUUAGUGGGGAUUCAAAUAACCAAAAGGCUAGACCCUUAUAGAGUGCAGAAAACCCUUCCUAUCAGAAGUUAUUUUGCAUUGUAUUUUUGUUUUGACUUUAUAAGCACUACACUCCUGAUAUGCUACUAUUCCUGUUGCAAUAGUUUAAAGGUGUAGUAUCCUAUACAGUAAAUGGAUGGCCUCAGACUUGAAUCCGAAACGUGGUUGAGACCAGCGUAACACAUCAAAACCAGGCAAAGUGAACGCAGUUGUACAGAUGCAGUGAAGGGCUGCUUGUUCUUGUGACAGGACUGCGGUCAUGUAUCAUGCAUGUGCCUUGUUCCUUGAAUACCAAACUAACACCUUCCUAUUUUCAAGACCAAGAAGGAGUGAUAAUUUAAGAAGAUGAAAGCUUCUCCUGCUCUGACCAAUACCUUUUAUAUAUUUCGAAAUAUUCAAUAGCCCUUGAUGUUAAAAUGAAUAUUGAUGUCCAUUUUUGUUUUCUGUCUGAUCCUUGGAUUUUAAGUAACCUCUGCUACAGUAAUACAUGCACAAGAAGAUUAAAUGAACACAUGCACUUAA